Messenger RNA from Zootermopsis nevadensis, 3443 nucleotides. RefSeq names its product growth/differentiation factor myoglianin (gene myo). Gene Ontology annotation, molecular function: growth factor activity; cytokine activity. The record is from RefSeq and is a predicted model, not a curated record. Gene Ontology annotation, cellular component: extracellular region. NCBI's taxonomy places the organism in Eukaryota, Metazoa, Arthropoda, Insecta, Blattodea, Termopsidae.
GCACGCCAAGAAGAGUAUUAGCAACCUCGACUUCUCGCGGUGCUAACGAGGCUCUGGUGACCGAGUUCUGGCCGUGUGGUGAGGCCACAGUUGUGUGGCGCUCGGUCGGCCAGUCGGCAUGACAACGCUGCGAGAAAGACUCCAUCCGGAAGUGACGCGGGACGACAUGAGACUCAGCAGCGAGGAAGAAGACAGGCCGAGGCGUCGUCGGAGAGCCAUCGACAGUGGUGAGCUUUCGAGUGCGGUUGUCAUGGUGACAGUGAUCGUCCUGUGUUGGUGCGCGCGCUCUGGCCUCGCUGCGGCUGGCAGUGACACCUCCGUCGCGACGUCCCUGUUCGCGAAUGCUUCCGGCGUCCGGGGAGCGGUGGCCAGGAGGUGGGACAGGGUGCCCGACCAGCUCAACGAAACGGAAGACGAUGUGACGACGCCUGCUUCGGGCUGCCAGUCCUGUUUGUUCCGGGAGGGCCUGCGGAACCUCAGUCUGCAGACCAUCAAGGAGGAGAUCCUCAACAAGCUGGGCAUGAAGCACGCGCCCAACACGACGGGCCGCACGCUGCCCAAGAUCCCCCCGUUGCACCACUUGCUGCAGAUAUACGAGCACCAGCAGGGCCUCUCGGGAAUGCAGGGCGACGAGCCCGUCCGGGCGACGGGAAGCGUGGAGCAGGAGGAAGAGGACGACUACCACGCGCGCACCGAGCGGGUGAUCGCCUUUGCUCAGCCAUAUCCGAAGCUGCGUCACGGUCCGAAGGGGCAGGACGUGCAGUUCUUCCGGUUCUCCGAGAAGGUGAUGCGGAACAAGGUCCUGAAGGCGCAGCUGUGGAUGUACCUAAGGGGCACGCACUACCAGCACGGCUCGAGACGCGGUCACGAGGAUCAGGCCGACGCGCCUGCGCCAGAAUCACCCGGCGGCGGCUACGACGGGGGAGGUGGAGGGGGGAACGACGGCGGGUGGUCCGGCCUCAUGGUGAACAUCAGCGUGAUGAAGGUACUGCGUGGCGGCAGCUCGUCGCUGGAGUCCCCGGUCAUGAAGAUAGAAGCCAAGUCCUUGGUGCGACGGCCGUCGGGGCGCGGUGGCUGGGUGUCUGUGAAUGUGGAGGACCUGCUCAGCAAGUGGUUUGAGAACCCGAAGGACAACCACGGCGUAGUGCUGCACGCGGUAGACGACCACGAUCGACAGAUCGUGGUGACGGACCACGCGGAGGAGGACGGCGCCCUGGUGCCAUUCGUCGAACUGUACACAGCGGACGGACGGAAACACAGGACGAAGCGCACCAUCGGGCUGAACUGCGACGAAACGUCGGAGGAGACUCGGUGCUGCCGCUAUCCUCUGACUGUGGACUUCGAGGAGUUCGGGUGGGACUGGAUCAUCGCCCCGAAGAAGUACGAGGCCAACUACUGCUCGGGGGAGUGUCCGUACGUGUUCUUGCAGAAGUACCCGCACACCCACAUCGUGGCGCUGGCCAACCCCUCGGGCACUGCCGGGCCCUGCUGCGCCCCCCGCAAGAUGUCGCCGAUAUCAAUGCUGUACUUCGACAACGAGUACAACAUCAUCUACGGCCUGCUGCCCGGGAUGGUCGUGGACAGAUGCGGCUGCUCGUAGUGCCCAAGGCCGGCCGGCCGGCAGGCAGGCAGGCAGGCAGGCAGGCAAACUCCCUCCGUCCGUGAUACCGCUGUAUCUUGCUAAUGAUGAUAUACGUAAUAAAUAAUUUAUGUCUUCUGCGGACUUGGUCUGUCGUCUCAUUCGGCCAGGCGGACCGCAACUGUGCCUUUAUCGCUCGAAACGUUUGCACUUAUCAGCCAUUCAGAGUAACUACAAAGGAAGGAAGAAGGCGUAAAGGCGAAACUGAGUAUUGUGAUAUUAUUUUAGUAAAAACUUUGAUUUAAAAUAAUGUGUGAGUGGGUCCCGUAUUCAAGCAUUGAGAAUCCCAACUGCGGGUAUGACGGUAAGUGUCAAGGUUUAAUUUAAUCGUGCAACAAAAUCGGGCACCUUGCUUGCAAUCGCUGGGAAGCGUCCUCUCUCUGCAUCCGUCCACUCUGAGCUCUUGAAAGCAGAAGCGCCUCUCUCUCUCUCUCUGAGCGAGGGCGGCAAGGCCGCGGACGCCGAGGGCUUGCAGAUUCCCGCGGGGUUGUCGGCGGCGUCGGUGCUGCACGUGUCAUGUGUCCGUCCGGGGCGCGCUCCAGGGUCGCAUUUCGCUCCCCCACUUUGAGGCGGAUCAAAGCGACGCCAGAGGCUGACGCCGGCGCCACGAAGCGCGUUGUUCUUUGUGCAGUGGCUUCCGUUCUUCCUAACACAGAAUUUCGGAGUACUUCCGGGUGCUUCCGGAAUGUAAUCACGUGGUUUUAUCAUCGUCCUUUUGGAUUCCCGGUCAUGUUUUGGCUGCGUUUGGAGUGUAGCUGUGCAGUUUUCAAAUUCUCGCGACGACUGUGUGGGACGUUGCGCUGCGCGGUGUAGUCUGCUACAAAUUCACUGACGAUUCGUAGGUGCAUACUGCCUUCAUCAUCAGGGCGACUAUUCGCGAUGGUCUCCAUAUUCAUGACUUAAUUCGUGAAGAUGGAGGCAAGAUUUUCCUCCGAAAGCUCGUAUCUACUGCGAGUCAACACGGUGUCUCAGCUCAGACCAACGUCGAAAUUAUCCGCAAAUCGCAGACGUCGAGAGGCGUUCUUCUGUCAGCUGCUUGCUUUCAAGGGCUCGGUGCCUUGGCACAGGCAUCGGCGACCACGGUUUGUGUUCCCUCCCCGCGACUACGAACAAGAAGCCAAGGCGUCAGCAACUUCACUCUCUCCCUCUCUCUCUGCGUUAGUUUCUCCCUUUCAAAUACGAUCUCUAGCGACUGAUUUUGGUGACGGGGUUAGUUUAACGUGCAGAGCGCAUUGCUGUUUUACGUUUUGUAGUUAUGAUAAGACAAUUUGUUCCUUUCAAGUAGCUGUAUGACAUAAUUUAAAUGGAAAGAAGUGUACUAGGUCGCUGUCCGUUUACACAAUUCAUCACACCCUUCCCGCCACUGUGCAAACAGCAGGUCACACAAUAAUAAUUAUAAUUAUAAUAAUAAUAAUAAUAACAGUAUAUCCGUCCUGGAACUGGUUGUCAGUUUGUAGUUGUAAAUGUUCAAAGAACAUCUUCGUCUCACGAGUGCGUGUGGCGUCGAGACGGCAUUUGGCUUGCUGUGAAUCUGACGUCACGGCCUUUUGGUAUGUAAAGAUUGAUACAUCGCUUUGUGUUGCGUGUUGUCUGUCUCUCAUUGUAGGUAUUAAUUAAUUAAUUAAUUAUUGUGAUUACUUUGCGUUGUGUGUUGCAACAAAAACCAAAUUGUUUCAUGUAUCAGUUAAGUACGGAAUGGUGAUAUCUUUUUGUAAGAAAAGUGGUAAAAGGGUGAAAGUAUUUUUUACAAUUUGUUGUAAGCCAUUUUUAAAAUAUAAAUGCAUUAAAAUAAACUUCGUGUGUA